Fonsecaea nubica is the source of this 1536-nucleotide messenger RNA. RefSeq lists its product as hypothetical. Gene Ontology annotation, molecular function: monooxygenase activity; heme binding; iron ion binding. The transcript has 6 exons. Lineage: Eukaryota; Fungi; Ascomycota; Eurotiomycetes; Chaetothyriales; Herpotrichiellaceae. Bases 1 to 1536 code for a protein of 511 amino acids. The record is from RefSeq and is a predicted model, not a curated record.
AUGCUCGCGCACAGCUUUCCCAUGUCCUUCGUGGAUGCUGUCCCAAUUAUUGGGGUGACAGUGGGAAUUAUCUUGUGCUAUCGGCUCAUCUACAAUCUCUUCUUCCAUCCGUUGGCCAAGUACCAUGGCCCUUGGUAUGCCGGUGCAUCUUCUCUUCCGAUUGCCAUCAUAUCCGUCCUGAAAGUCGAGCCACAAUGGCUUAUGGGCGUAGUGAAGAGAUACGGCACGAAGGAGCCGAUCCGCAUCUCUCCGUCAGUGUUAUUGUUUCCACAACCUUCUGCUCUCAAAGAAAUCUACUGGGAUCCCAAAUGUAACCGCAAGAUGUCUCUGUACGGAACGGGUGCAAUGGGACCUCCUCAUCUGUUCACCACCCUUGAUGGCGAAGAACACAAGAAUUUGAGAAAGGCUCUCGGUGGGCAGCAAUGGACGAUCGGGUUCCUCAAAAAUAAAUGGGAGCCUCGCCUCGACGAUCUGGUCUCCCUGUUCAUCAGCAGGAUGUCGGAAAAGGCCCAAGCUAAAGAGAAAGUCUUAAUGUCUGAAAGAGUGGCUGAAUUUGCAGCCGAUGUCAUGACUAUGCUUUCUUUCAGCGAGCCCUGGGGGUUUGUCAAGAACAGUCGUGACGAGCGAGGCAUCCUCAGCAGCUGGCGCCGAGGACUUCCUCUGUUUGGAUUCGCCGGACGCUCGACUACCUUUCGAAAGAUCCUGUCCAUUCCCGGUGUAGGUGAACGCUUCCUUCCCAAGGAGACUGACGAAAAUGGGUUCGGUUACUUGAUGAACUGGGCCGACAAGCAAGUCAGUCGUCGUGAGAAGGAGGUAGAAGAUGGAUUGGUGAUGAAGCAACCAGAUUACCUUCAAUACUGUCUCGAUGCCCGCCGGGAUGGAAAGCCCCUCACCGCCGUAGAGAAACGUGCUCAUGUCACACUACUCAUUCAAGCCGGGGCUGAUACCACGGGGACCGCUCUCGGAGCCACUCUACGAUUUAUGACUCUGAAUCCCGAGACAAAGGAACGUGCUUGGGAGGAAAUUCUUGUCGCAGAGAAGGAAGGCAAGCUCUCCACUCCGAUCCAAUAUGAAGAGACGCGAGAGUAUCUUCCCUACUUCUGCGCCUGCAUCAAAGAAGCGAUCAGACUGUGUCCUCCUGCCGACAAUCUCUUCGGCCGUGUGGUAGGAGAAGGCGGCAAGGUGAUCGAAGGUCAAUUCCUUCCUCCUGGCACGGAGAUUACUAGCAACGCAUACGUCGUUCAGAGAGAUCCCGACCUCUAUCCUGAUCCAGAGGCUUUCCGUCCUGAGAGAUGGCUGGAAAGCAAGGAAAAGGCAGCAGAACUUGAGCUUCACCAAUUCGUGUUCGGCAUUGGCCCUCGCAUUUGUCUAGGAAAGGACGUGGCCAUUAUUGAGCUACAUAAGCUCCUCCCCGAGAUCAUUCGGCGGUUCGACCUGGAGCUUGUGACAGCCGGAAAAUAUGUCGUAGCUGGAGGUGUUGCGUACUUCGAAAAUUUCAACGUGAAACUCAUCUCAAGGGAGGAUGCUUUGCAAUGA